Messenger RNA from Macadamia integrifolia, 873 nucleotides. Its product is annotated as dual specificity phosphatase Cdc25-like. Bases 119 to 457 code for a protein of 112 amino acids. NCBI's taxonomy places the organism in Eukaryota, Viridiplantae, Streptophyta, Magnoliopsida, Proteales, Proteaceae. Gene Ontology annotation, cellular component: nucleus; cytoplasm. The transcript is spliced from 3 exons. The record is from RefSeq and is a predicted model, not a curated record. Gene Ontology annotation, molecular function: protein tyrosine phosphatase activity.
UGAGAUUUUUCUAUUAUUCAUUGAAUUUGCAAUAAAUGAAUAAAAUGGAGGAUUUAAUCACUUCCUCAAUCCUCAUUUCCCUGGUUCUCCACAAUAUACAGGAUCAGAAGGAGAAUUGAUGGCGCGAAGCAUCUCCUACAUCACAGGUACUCAGCUUCUCUCCAUGAAACGCCGCCCAAAUAUAGCCAUUAUAGAUGUCAGGGAUGAUGAGAGAAGCUACGAUGCACAUAUAGCUGGUUCGCUGCAUUACGCUAGCAACACAUUCUCUGAGCAAAUUCCCAAUCUCAUACAAGAGGUCAAAGGGAAAGAUACCCUUGUGUUCCAUUGUGCUCUUAGCCAGGGUAUCCCUUGCAGUUUUUCCUUUUUGGAUCUCCUGCUUCUGUUCUGUAUAUGGUUUACAGAUGAAGAAUUCUUCUCGUUGGACUGUGUGCAUCAAACUAAGUUGUUAUUGAGAUAGAUGGAAUUCUGGAGAAUACUACCAGGAAAUAUUAUACAUAUUGUGUUUGUUGAAAUGUUAAACUGGAGCUCAUGUCUGGCCUUCUGAGAAGGAGCAGGUAUGGUUGAUCAUAAAGAACCUGCAACCUCAAUGUGAACAUUAUCUAUAUACCCAGCCUCUCACAGCCCUUCAAUGAAGUUCGGCAAACGAUGCUGACUAACUUUUGUCAAGAUUGUUUUGGGAGAACAUGGUACCCCAACAUAACUAGUCUUUGGAUCUCAAAAUCAUUUAUUUCAAGAAGAAAUUUGUUGCUGAGUGGGAGUUGUGAAAACAUAUAGCACUGUGAAAGCCCACUUUCUGGUUGUAUACAACUAUUUUGUGAAGUGCUUGUAUGCUACCCUGUUUUGUCAAGAGACUGGAAAGGGUGCAGUUCCUUA